Capronia coronata CBS 617.96 is the source of this 951-nucleotide messenger RNA. Its product is annotated as DnaJ like subfamily C member 9. The record is from RefSeq and is a predicted model, not a curated record. Gene Ontology annotation, cellular component: cytoplasm; nucleus. The transcript has a single exon. NCBI's taxonomy places the organism in Eukaryota, Fungi, Ascomycota, Eurotiomycetes, Chaetothyriales, Herpotrichiellaceae. Gene Ontology annotation, molecular function: heat shock protein binding. Bases 1 to 951 code for a protein of 316 amino acids.
AUGCCUCAUAAAUCCAAAGCCCAUGCGGCCCGGGACUCCCCGCCCCGGAGUGUCGAAGACCAAGAAGAAGAAGAGUUGGAAUUGAAUGAUCCUCCCAGUGUUGAUCCCUACAAUGUCCUGAAAAUCUCCGAAACCGCAACCGCCGAUGAGAUCAAAUCAGCUUACCGUAAACUCGCUCUCAAACACCACCCGGACAAAGCCCGUCCUGAAGACCGCGAAAGCGCCCACAAAGCCUUCCAGGAGAUUGCAUUCGCGUAUGCCAUUCUCAGCGACGACCGCCGGCGCAAGCGUUACGAUGCUACAGGCAAUACGGCCGAAAGCGCCAACAUCGACGACGAUGACUUCAACUGGGUCGAUUUCUUCCGUGAGCAGAGAGCCAACGUCGUCAGCGGUGAUAUGAUCGAGCAGAUCAAGAAGGAAUACCAGGGCAGCGAAGAAGAGAAAGAAGACGUUUUGGCCGCCUAUGAGGAAGGAGAGGGUGACAUGGACGCUGUCUUCGAGAGUGUCAUGUGCAGCGAGGUUUUGGUAGAUGAAGAGCGAUUCAGGCAGAUCAUUGACGACGCUAUCGACAAGGGGGAAGUCCCGGCAUUUGACCGGUAUACUAAGGAGGGAAAGAAAAGCCGAGAACGAAGGAAGACGAAUGCGAAGAAGGAGGCCGAAGAAGCCAGAGAAUACGCACGGGAGUUGGGUGUCGAGGACAAGCUGUUUGGGAAGACGGACUCGUCGAAGAAGAAAAAGCCCAAAAAGUCGACAGACGAUGGUGAACACGAUGCGCUCAAGGCGCUGAUCCAGCAGCGACAGCAGUCCCGCGCGCAAAACUUCUUUGAUGAUCUGGAGGCCAAGUAUGGCGGAGCCUCCACAAAGAAAGGCAAGCGCAAGGCCCUGGAAGAGCCGCCCGAAGAAGCGUUCCAGAAGAAUGCGAAGAAAGGAAAGAAGACCGCAAAAGCAUGA